GAUAUGGCUCAAGCUGUCGAAGAAUGGUACAAGCAGAUGCCAAUCAUCACCCGUUCUUAUCUCACUGCUGCAAUUGUUAUCACAGUCGGUUGCUCUCUCGAUAUAAUCUCUCCUUAUAACUUGUAUUUGCACCCUAAGCUAGUGGUCAAGCAUUACCAGUUUUGGCGGCUCGUCACCAAUUUCCUUUACUUCCGGAAAAUGGAUCUGGACUUCCUGUUUCACAUGUUCUUUCUUGCCCGAUACUGCAAGCUUCUUGAGGAAAAUUCUUUUCGGGGAAGGACUGCCGAUUUCUUUUACAUGCUCUUAUUUGGUGCUACUAUUUUAACUGGGAUUGUUCUCAUUGGGGGGAUGAUACCUUACGUGUCUGAGUCAUUUGCGAAGAUAAUAUUUCUGAGCAAUUCAUUGACAUUCAUGAUGGUUUAUGUUUGGAGCAAGCAAAAUCCUUUUAUCCACAUGAGUUUCUUGGGUCUCUUUACUUUUACAGCAGCUUACCUUCCGUGGGUGCUUUUGGGGUUCUCUGUCCUUGUUGGUGCUAGUGCUUGGGUGGAUCUACUGGGAAUGAUAGCUGGUCAUGCCUACUAUUUUCUUGAAGAUGUGUACCCCCGGAUGACAGGCCGUCGACCCCUCAAAACACCGUCAUUUAUCAGGUCCCUAUUUGCUGAUGAGCCUGUAGUGGUGGCAAGGCCUGCGAAUGUGAGAUUUGCUGCUCCGCCGGUAGAGGAAGCACAACAAAACUAAUCAAAUCCCCCAAAGACUAGACAAAUGCUGCUGGAUUAGCUGCUGUUAAUGUUCUCAGAAAAUUAUUUUGAUGCCCAAAUGGAAUUAUGAUCGAUCCUUUGUUUAUGACAUUGCUUUGAGUGAUGUGCUAGUUAUGGUCACUGUCUUCAUUCCUUGUCAGGUGGUUUACCUUGUAAUGAUGUUGCUACCGCCCAAUGGGUUUGAGUGUUUAGUCUGGACUCCAUAAUUCCUAGUUAGUAUAGAGCGUUUUUUGUUCAUUGAAGUUUGUUAUCAUAUUCAAGAAUUUGUUUUGCCUUACAAUCUUAUGUCAUCAUUUUGAUUUUGUUUCUCAAA
Camellia sinensis is the source of this 1071-nucleotide messenger RNA. Its product is annotated as derlin-2.2. Lineage: Eukaryota; Viridiplantae; Streptophyta; Magnoliopsida; Ericales; Theaceae. The record is from RefSeq and is a predicted model, not a curated record.